AUGCUUGCCGGCGUGCAGACGCUCACGUCGGGGGUCGUCUCCGAGACCGCUCAGGAGCCCUGUGUCGCCCCGACCACUGGCUGGGCGAGGAGCCAGGAGCCUGGACGACACUCAGGGGGCACGGUGUGCCUGGGAGGGGCGGCGGGAGGCCCCGCCCAGCGAGCCCCCGCUUCCCCGCCCCCAUGCUCUGUUGUUUCUCCGCUUGCCGAAUGGGCCCUAACCCUCUUCUUCCUCUCUGUCCACUUUUCUUGCAGCCGCUGCGAGCGCUUGCCUUGCCAUGAGAAUCAGGAGUGCCCCAAGCUGCCUCUGAGAAUAACCUACUACCACCUCUCUUUCCCCACCAACAUCCAAGUGCCCGCCGUGGUUUUCCGCAUGGGCCCCUCCAGUGCCGUCCCCGGGGACAGCAUGAAGCUGGCCAUCACCGGCGGCAACGAGGAGGGCUUUUUCACCACCCAGAAGGUGAGCCACCACAGUGGGGUGGUGGCCCUCGCCAAGCCCGUCCCCGAGCCCAGGGACUUGCUCCUGACCAUCAGGAUGGACCUCUCUCGCCACGGCACCGUCAGCUCCUUUGUGGCCAAGCUUUACAUCUUUGUGUCCGCAGAGCUCUGAGCACGCGCUUUGGGCCGUGGGGGGCCCCCUCUUGUUGCUUUCCUCCCCCUCCCCCCCGGGAUCCGAAUAAAGGUUCAGCGGG
Physeter macrocephalus (sperm whale) is the source of this 691-nucleotide messenger RNA. RefSeq names its product fibulin-1-like. Bases 1 to 609 code for a protein of 202 amino acids. The record is from RefSeq and is a predicted model, not a curated record. Lineage: Eukaryota; Metazoa; Chordata; Mammalia; Artiodactyla; Physeteridae. The transcript is spliced from 2 exons.